Molecule: messenger RNA, 4221 nt
Organism: Metopolophium dirhodum (rose-grain aphid)
Lineage: Eukaryota; Metazoa; Arthropoda; Insecta; Hemiptera; Aphididae
Gene: GABA-B-R1
Product: gamma-aminobutyric acid type B receptor subunit 1
Exons: 14
Coding region: 122-2686 (854 amino acids)
Biological process (GO): G protein-coupled receptor signaling pathway; gamma-aminobutyric acid signaling pathway
Cellular component (GO): membrane; G protein-coupled receptor heterodimeric complex
Molecular function (GO): G protein-coupled GABA receptor activity
Source: RefSeq, a predicted model, not a curated record
AAAAUCCACUGACACGGAGUGGGACAUCUGACCGAGCUCGACGUCAUGGCUUGUACAUUUUAAUAUUAUACCAACGUUAUGUAGACAAAUCGGUAUCGUCUCUGUUUGUCCCGUCGGCUAAAUGAUUCGAUUUGCGGUUAUCGUGUUCGUGCUGUUAAUUGAUGUUCCGUUUUCAAUACAAGAGGACGAUAAGGUGUUACACAUCGGAGGUAUAUUCCCGAUCGGUGGCAAAGGCGGAUGGCAAGGAGGUCAAGCUUGUGAGCCUGCGGUUAGGCUAGCCUUGGAAGAUGUGAACAAGAAUAGCGUUCUGUCCGGAUAUCAACUGAAAUUGCAUUGGAAUGAUAGCGAAUGUGAUCCAGGACUUGGUGCAUCGGUUAUGUAUGAUCUGCUGUAUAACAAACCUCAAAAACUUAUGUUAUUAGCAGGAUGCAGUACUGUAUGUACAACUGUUGCCGAAGCGGCAAAAAUGUGGAAUUUAGUUGUUUUAUGUUAUGGUGCCAGUUCACCAGCAUUGUCAGACCGAAAUCGUUUUCCCACACUGUUUAGAACGCAUCCAUCAGCCACCGUUCAUAGUCCAACUAGAAUCACAUUGAUGAAAAAGUUCGAAUGGUAUAGAAUUGCGAUUCUUCAGCAAACUGAAGAAGUUUUUAUUUCUACAGUGGAGGAUAUCGAGACUCGAUGCAAACAAAAUGGCAUUGAAAUAAUUACCAGACAAAGUUUUGUUAGUGAUCCAGGUGAUGCUGUUAAAAACUUGCGCAGACAAGACGCCAGGAUCAUUGUUGGUUUAUUUUACGUUGUUGCUGCCAGAAAAGUAUUAUGUGAGAUGUACAAACAGCAGUUAUAUGGAAAAGCCUACGUGUGGUUUUUUAUUGGGUGGUACGAAGACAAUUGGUUUGAAGUCAACUUGGAAAAAGAAGGAAUUGAAUGUACGAAAAAAGAAAUGAGAAUUGCAGCUGAAGGUCACAUCACCACUGAAGCUCUUAUGUGGAAUCAAAACAUUAACCAAAAGACUAUUUCCGGCAUGACUUCUGAAGACUUUCGUAAAAGGCUCGAAAAUGUUUUAAGAUCGGGAGGUUAUGCAAUUGAUCGACACCGUUAUCCCGAAGGUUACCAAGAAGCACCUUUAGCAUACGACGCUGUCUGGGCUGUAGCGUUGGCUUUUAAUAAAACUAUGGGUAUCCUGGAAAAACAAGGAAAAUCAAUCACCAGUUUUAACUACAACAAUAAAGAAAUCGCCGACCACAUUUAUUCGGCUAUAAAUUCAACCCAGUUUCUCGGGAUAUCAGGUUACGUAGCUUUUAGUUCACAAGGUGAUCGUAUAGCAUUAACGCAGAUUGAACAAGUUAUUGAAGGAAAAUACGUUAAGCUUGGUUACUAUGAUACACAGUCUGAUAACUUAACAUGGUUCGAUAAAGAGAAAUGGAUUGGUGGAAAAGUUCCGCAAGACAGAACUGUGAUUCGCCGUGUAUUGCGCACGUUAUCGAUACCAUUACUGAUAUGUAUGUGGGUAAUUACAACUAUCGGAAUACUUGGAGCAGUUAGUCUUAUUGUAUUUAAUGUCCUCAAUCAUCACAGAAGAGUUAUCGCUCAAUCAUAUCCGGCUUGCAACACAAUUAUGUUGUCCGGCUGUGUAUUGAGCUUGAGCAGUAUUUAUUUAUUUGGCUUGGACGGUCAGAUUAUAUCACCGGCGGUUUUCCCAAACAUAUGCCAGAUAAAAACUUGGGUGUUGUCAAUUGGAUUUACUUUGGGUUAUGGAGCUAUGUAUAGUAAGGUGUGGAGAGUGCACAGACUGCAUACGAGUCAAAAGAAAAACGCAAUUAGGAAAGCUUUGCAGCCAUGGAAAAUGUAUUCUAUUGUGAUAUUUUUACUGGCCGUCGAUGUUGCGAUUCUAUUCUUAUGGCAAUGUAUGGAUCCAUUGAAGCGCGAUAUACAAGUAUUUCCUAUGGAAAAUCCUUUAAAUAGCAACGAUGACAUAAAAAUAAGACCAGAACUUGAGCAUUGCAAGAGUGAAAAUCACAACUUUUGGCUCAGUUUAACAUUAAGCUACAAAGGGUUGCUUUUGCUGUUCGGACUUUUUGUCUCGUAUGAAACCAGAAGUGUCAAACUAAGACAGAUAAACGAUUCACGGUACGUCGGAAUGUCAAUUUACAAUGUGGUCGUUACUUGCUUGAUAACUACACCCGUGAUUAUGGUGACAGCAUCACAGCAAGAUGCUAGUUUCGCUUUUGUAGCGUUAUCUGUUAUUUUCUGUUGCUUCCUUUCCAUGGCCCUGAUAUUCGUACCAAAAGUGAUCGAAGUGAUUCGGGAUCCCCACGACAAACCAGAAUCUAAAUACAAUCCCGAUGCUGGAAUGUCAAAAGAAGACGAAGAUAAGUACAAGAGACUUAUCGAUGAAAAUAAACAACUUGCUGCUAAAAUAAAAGAGAAAGAGGAGCGUUUAAAACAACUAAAGUCUGACCUAUUCAGUUUAAGGGGCGAUACUGAUAAGACUGAACUAAAAUGGAACGAUGAGUCGCAGUUAACCGAACACUCGUUCUUAUCGCAGUCGGUAAAUAAAGAUACUUUAAUUGUAGCUGAUUUCAUAACUGGCGAAGGUACAUCGGACUCAGCGUUCAUUGCUGGUACGGCCACUUCUUAUUCUAGAGCUAGUGCUUCAGAUAUGGAAUUCUCUGAGUCUUACUUGUGAAUUCUUAGACAUUAUAUUUACAAUAAUAUGCUUGAAAACAAUCGACCAACAAACAAUUUAAUCAUUUUACUUCAUACAGGGUGACUAAAAAAGCUGUUUCUUCGAAAAAUAAUUUUUAAAAUCUUUAGAUAAAAGAUAAUAAUAUAAUAACGAUACAAUCAUCAUAGUUAACGAAAUGGUACUUAAUAUACUAUAUAAUAAUAUAGGUAUGCAUAUUAUAGUAGGUAUGAGAAAAACAAUUUUCAAUAUUAUUUACGUUUUACAUAAAAAGUGAAUUUUAAAUUACAUAUAAAAUACAUUCAAUUGACAUGAUACGUUUAUUAUAUUUAAUUUUAAUUCCAGUACACUAAGGCCAGUAGAAUUCAUUCAAAAAUAGAGUUUAAUGAAGUCAAUAUUUGCAGAUUAACGAUUUGGCGUAAAAUAGUUUUUGAAGAUCACUUUAUAUUUAUGUUUUAAACUUGAGUUCAACGGAAACCCUUUUAACGAAACUUUGUUUCAACAUCAUUGAUGAUUAUUGUUUGAUCACAAUGAAUCAUUGAUUCUUGUAUACGAUUUGCACCGUUACUGCGUAAGUUGUAUUUCAGAAUAUUAAAAUACAAAUUAAUUAUUAUACUUUUUUUCACAAUAUCCUUUAUGAGAUUUAAAUGUUGUACGGGGAUUUUUUUUUAUUCUUAUUAUACAUUUUUACUUUCUAUAUUAUCUUAUAUCAUUUGAAUAUUUCAACGGUUCAAUAAUAUCUAUAGGUUUAAGUUACUUACCUUUACACGAUUAUAUUAGGUAUAGAUAUUGUAGGUACUUAUUUUUAGAAAACUAAUGAGAAAUUGUCAUCAAAUUAAAUACAUUUUCUUUUUACAAUUGUACAUGUGUUUCAACUACAAACAAAAAAAAAUAUUGGGUUUCUACAUUACUUAAAUCUUUGAAGUGGUUGUACUAGGUUUACAUUGAACGCAAAUGAAAAGUUAUUCAUUCUUAACUUAGCAAAUUUUCUACAAAUAUUACACACAUUAUACCUAAUAUUAAAAUUUAAACCGUAAAUAAUAUACUUUAUCAUUGUAAAAAUAAAAUAUAAAUCAGCUUACAAACCAUCAAAACUAUUUUUGUUCAUUUUAUGAACAGUAUAUACUAAAUAUAUACUAAAUACAUAUUAUUUUUUAUUAUAAUUGAGUUGUACCUAUGUUUACAUUUUAAAGAACAAAUAUUGAUGAAUUGUUGUGCAUUUAUAUAAUUAUUUGAUUCAAAUUCACCAUAAAUCAUUCGGCAUUGAAUUUUUACUGAUAUAAAUUAAAUCAUAUUUAUCACAUUGUGUGUUAAUUAUGCAAAACAUAUCGGAUUACUUUCAUAAAAUGUUACCAUGUUAAAAUUAAACGGUUUGUUGUCCACUAGAUAUUAUAACAAUAUAUGAAUAAUAAUCAUUUUUUCUGUAAAAAAAAAAAAUACUUUGUUACAAAUAUUAGUCAACUGUAGUAUUGAAAUGUGAUUAUUAAAAAAAAAAAAAAAAAUCAAAUCUUACAAAAACUACGGGUUUAUUAUUUUGU